This is a messenger RNA of Poecile atricapillus (Black-capped chickadee), 1326 nucleotides long. RefSeq lists its product as uncharacterized. The record is from RefSeq and is a predicted model, not a curated record. The coding region runs from base 221 to 1198 and encodes 325 amino acids. NCBI's taxonomy places the organism in Eukaryota, Metazoa, Chordata, Aves, Passeriformes, Paridae. The transcript is spliced from 6 exons.
GGGAUGUAGUGGUGCUGGAGCAGAACAUUCCCGGUGCCCUCCGGCGACAGCCGCCCGGGAGCUUCCCCUUGUCUCGGUUACCAGGAGACAGUAGCAUUCCAUGGGCACAUUCCGCAGCUUCCGGGCCUGCUGGGAAGGCCCCGCACCUGCACCUCCAGCCAUGGCGUAGGGCCGUCCCUCGGGCUGUUCCCGGCGCCAGGGGGCCAUUCCCAGAGCCAGGAUGCCGUCCCUGCCGCAGGACUCGCCUGCCGGGGGAUUGGGGACGGGGUUCCCCGUGGUGAGGGGCCCACCCUCCGAGCUCAUAGGCUUUUAUAUCACCACCUACGAGGCGGCCUUUGGGAAGAGGCCCACGGGGUCACCCCAAAAGAUCGAGGGGUGGCGCGUUUUGGGGUUUGAGCCCCCCUGUGAAAGGAGCAUACACCCCCUCCUCGGUGUCCACACUGGCUCAGGAUACGUCACCAACAACUACUCGGCGCUCUGGUCCCUGAUCACCCCGCACGUGGAGCGGCAGGACACCGAUGUGUCCACCACCUUCGAGGACUUCAAGGUCUUUGGGCGUCCGGAUUACCAAAGGAUCUUGCCCCAGUGCGUGGAUGAGCCGGAGUGUCGGUAUCCCACUGGCUUCUCCUUUUCCCGCCUCCGUUUCGGGGAGGUGAGACCUCCAAAAUCAUCCAGAGAAAACAGCACCUGGAGUCACUGCGCCAGUCCUACCCAGCCAGAUGUCCCACAGAAGGCAACGGAGCUGUUGGGCUUCACCGGGACCGCCCCAAGGAGUGACCUCACCCUGCCAGAGCAGCCUCAUGACGUUGGUGAUGCUUGGAUGGAUUCAUUUCCCGCCAUGUGCAGCAGCACUUACCAGCCUGCCAUGGGUUACCCCGCCCCCUUCGCCCCGCCGGAGCUCCAAGUGGGACCCAAGGGAGUCACUACCAGGAAGGAGCCGUUGACAUACAGCACUAUCCAGAACCAGUACCUGAUCAACCUCUCACAACUGGCCCCCAUAGCACCAGGUGAGUUUGGGGAGGGUUGCAGCCCCCAGGAGGAGUGGACACCCCCCUCACCAACCCCUCCUGGAUUUUCCAGGCUGGUGGGCGCAGACUCCGAUCAUCUGGGCACCGAGAUCCGUGGAGGGCAUCCAGAUCCCAAGUCCCAGUGGCUUCAGCACCAACAACCGCCCCACCAACCUGUGGCACAUCAGUGACCCCCUGACCUGACCCCCCCAAAAAAAGUGCUGCCACAUCCCGGGAGUCCCAUCCUUGGCUUUUCCCAAAUCCCUGUGGGAGGAAUAAAGACCCUGCGUGAUGCCAUUGGAUAACCGCCUCAUUUUGG